CGAGCCAAAUGGCAUCAAAGAACUUUGAAAUCAGCAACUAGCAGAAUGAAAGCCGCUCUAGCCCUGUCCACACUCCUGGCGAUCCUGGCCCUGGCCUGCGGCUUCCUCACUGGCAGCACCAGCAACAGCAACACUGGGGCCAAGGUCUGUGUGCUGAGGAAUUGCAGCUGGAACUCCACGACAAAUGCUUGUGGCCGCUACGGUAGCUCCAAUCUGUGCAACCGUUUCAAGAACAGCUGCGUCCUGCGCUACCAGUCGUGUGUCAGCUCCACCGCUUACACGGCCGUCAGCCUGUCCAGGUGCUCGGGAAUCAGUCUGAAUAGUCGGGGAAUCUGCAGCAGCUCAUCCUCCUCCUUCUCAUCCUCCUCCAGCUCGACUUCAAAUGUUAUUCCCAUCAUCAUACGCCGAGGUUGAAUCUUGUUUAGUGAAUAAACUUUUUAAAAU
This is a messenger RNA of Drosophila obscura, 444 nucleotides long. RefSeq lists its product as uncharacterized. Lineage: Eukaryota; Metazoa; Arthropoda; Insecta; Diptera; Drosophilidae. The record is from RefSeq and is a predicted model, not a curated record. The coding region runs from base 46 to 414 and encodes 122 amino acids. The transcript has a single exon.